AUGGACGCCUUAUACUAUCCCCACUGCACUACUCCACCUUCAACCACAAAGGAAACACAACAAGAUCCUCGCCCUUCCCACAGCGUGUUGACACCCGUGGAUUAUAUAUAUAUUACUACCUCCCUCCAGACUCAGGAUGGAGAGCAAGACUCCGUGCAUGAAGUCGGCUCCUCAUCUCUGCAUUCCCUGCCGGCUUUGGACGUCCACGCACGGACAUUUGUGCCUGGUGCAAGUGAACACGGUCUCGAAGCCGUGCUGAAUGUUCAUGCUGUGGAGUUUGUCCCGGGCGCGCUAAACAACAGCAUGCCGUCGACUCCGGGGCUUCGGCAGCAAUCAGGGAAUCCCUACGUCUUCGAAGCCCAACAGGACUUCGACCCUGAAAGACUCUACCAGCAACGUAAACGGGCAGAGACUGCGGCCAACGGUCCAAUGCUUGUGCAGGGUUUCUAUUUCCCUACCUCUUCGAACCGGGAUGACUAUGUCCCUUCUGUCUUCACAGCCUUCCGCAACUACGAGAGGUUCCCCCUUGUCAAGGCUGAAUACAAAGAGCAGACUCCCGAGGAACGGGAGUCAGCGAGACGAUCCUUUGUCCAGUCCAUGCACGACGGAGACAAAGGCAUCGAGGGAAACGAAGAGGAGGGCGACCCUUGGAGGAUGAUCUCGACCCCCCAGUUCGACUACCAGUGGUUCGAACUGGCGGAACUGCAGAGCUUGAAGUGCAUCCAUCACUUCAACGUUUUCGGUCGACCCGUCCUCACAAAGUCGGGAACAGCUCCGGCGACGACGAUCGCCAUCCUGAAGUCAACCCCAAAGCACCUGAGUGUCACCACUCCGGACGGGCUCUGGAAGAGCACUGUCAUGGCCUGCGCCCAAAAGUUGCUAGAUCCUGUCCUCUAUCACGGCAGGAAGGAGGUUUUGCAUUCACUUCGUGGGUCUGCACUGGAGAAUGCUUGGAUUGGACGGUGCAAGAAGACCUACAGUGAACAUGGCUGGUGGGUCCAUGACAGUUAUGGUCCUCAAGAGCACCAUGUCAUGAACGAUCCUCUCAACCCAUGGUUGUAUCCAAACCGGGCGGAGAUCGUCAUGAUCAACGGCAUCUCCGAGAGCUUCGGACAUCGGGUCGACAUCAUCACGGCGGCAACACGGGAAAAAGAGAGAGAGGAUGCAGCCCGCAAGGCUGCGUUCAAUGCCAGGCUCAGACAGGGCCGCAACCCGUCAAGGCUUGGACUCUCUUGCUCCACGCAUGAAGAUGUCAAGGAAGUCCCGAGUUUCACUUCCGGCCCAAGGACUACCUCGUCCUCACUACGCCACCCAGCUUGCCGCUCGCUCAGACAACCUACCACAAUCGUUUUGCCAGUGCAUGAGCCCGCCGACUCGUCAAGCGAGGUUGUUGUCGGUGGUCGACAUACAACAGGAAGCUCGCUACCUCGUGACGAGUGGAAGCGGCUUCUUGCGGCUGCAGAAGAUAGACCUGUUGCGGCUUGUUGGGCGGACGACGAAGACGAGGACUGGGAAGAAUCGAAUGUUGUUCCCGCUCUUUCAUCAUUGGUGGCUGCUCCUGGAAACCCACAAACCAGCAACGACACGACAUCUGCAGAUCAAGAAGUUGAGGACACAGAGAACCUUCACGACGAGGAUGAUCACAGCGUGUCCUCGACGGCAUCUAGAACCGUCGAACACUCCCGUGCGCCUAGUGUUAGCCCUGGUGAGCCCCCAGACACAUCGCUCCCAGUGUCUGAUCAUGAAGAUGGAUUGUCAGAGGCCCUCACCAACGAGGAGGGUGACGAUGUCUGCUGUGGUGUCGACGGUGCUGCUGGAGAUCCACGUCCAGCGUUUACCGGGGCGCAUAGGACUGGAAACCUGGAGAUGGAAUUGGUUGAACCGGCCUCAAGCGUCCGCACGCAUGCCAGCAACAUCCAUGCCCGGCUUGAUGCCAUUGAAGAAGCGAUGCGGACAGCGGCUGCACCCUCCGCAUCGCUUGUGCCUGAGUCUUUGGCACCUCCCCAUUUCGACAGUUCCUACAUUCCUCCACCAAUUCCUCGCGAUCAUGGCGUCGAUACCAGAUCGAAGCUUCCCGUUGUUGUCCUCGCGUCAGCUGAACCUUUGCCAAGUGAACUUCGGCCAGUUGUUCAUCAAUUCCCGAACGGCGCCAUCACGAUGACUCCCUCGGGCCAGCAACUCGGUCUUGUACGAAGUCACGGCGUGCGCUUCGAUCAGCUGCCUGUAAAUUUCGGCAACGCACCUUUCCAACAUGCUUCAGUGCCUCCCACUAGAAUUUUGUCAGAAGAACACGGACUGGCAGUUGAAACCGAAAUCUUCUCUACAGAAGCCGAAACAGCCGCAGCAUAUGAGGUAGAGGAUUCCCCCAGUGUGGCCGCUGCCGCCCCUCAACCCCAGUCGACGGCCCUUGUGCUAUAUCCAGGGCCUGUGCCACUCGACAACUCCAUGGAUCGGUAUUUUGGAGGUUGGAAUCGCCUCCUCGCCAAUGCCGGAUCCUCCAGCGAGCACUUCUGGCAAUGUGGUAUUCGAAGGUUUGGCGUCGAAGCCUCCCUGGACGCCCUUGCAUUUGACGAGAACGAGUGUGAUCAGCCCAGUGCCACGUCGGCACGCGUUAUGGCAAAUUCAGCUGACCAUGGUGCUAGUGUUGUGGAGGCGAUCAUUGGCAACAUGGUACCACCCGACGUGGCGCCAACUCACAAUACCGAAUGCAACGCCGGUGUGGUAAGUGUCGUCUCGCCCCUGACCACGGCUCACGAGGAGAAUCAACUGAGCUCUGCACAAGAGGCCGCUCUGCGUCCAUUACCGGCGUCCAUUGGCCUCCGAUGGCACCGACAUGACGGCCGCCGUGUCCGCUUUGCUCUUCCCCCGCCUCCAGCAGCACCGAUGUCCAUGGCGAGCCGUAGCCAGUGGCCUGAUUUUAGUGGUGUGUACCGCAUCCCAUCUUCCCUGCCGACAGUGGUGUCCCCGUCAUCAACCACGUGGGCUCUCACGGACGAAGCCUCGCGCUUUUCAUGGACAUCGUCCGACGAUGCCUCAGAGGCAGAAGGCCGAGAGCAGGGAGAGGACGUUGUCGAGACACAGGCAGGAGAGGAACAAGGAGAGAUGGAGGAGGAGAAGGAGGAGGAGGAUGAAGAGGAAGUCCUUCACCCUAUGCCCCAUCUGCCAGAGUUCCAGCGCACACGCCAGGAUUGGCAGCACGCCAGCUGGAACUCGACACUGAGGAGGAGACUGACAAGGCGUCGACCACCGGCUCAGGAGGCACAGGUGCGGGCGCAGGCGCAGGCGACCUCCCCCCAAGCAACCAGCGCGAAGGCAAAGGGCCUGUUGAAGCAGAGCUGGCAGAAGAUAAAGGCGUUCAUCACGAGAAAGAAGUGA
Molecule: messenger RNA, 3375 nt
Organism: Fonsecaea erecta
Lineage: Eukaryota; Fungi; Ascomycota; Eurotiomycetes; Chaetothyriales; Herpotrichiellaceae
Exons: 2
Coding region: 1-3375 (1124 amino acids)
Source: RefSeq, a predicted model, not a curated record